This is a messenger RNA of Meloidogyne enterolobii, 513 nucleotides long. NCBI's taxonomy places the organism in Eukaryota, Metazoa, Nematoda, Chromadorea, Rhabditida, Meloidogynidae. The record is from the annotation of a GenBank genome assembly.
UUUUUUUAAAGAGAAAAAAUGUUUGGAACAGCUUUAAGAAGACUUUCAGCCUUUCCACUACACAAAAUUACUUCGCCUUUUUUUCCACGAAAUUUAUCUUUUUCAAAUUUAUUAAAAUCUGGUGAUUAUGAAUAUGAAGAUCCAAAAUGUGAAGAUGAAGUUGUUAAUGUUACUUAUGUUACUAGAGAUGGGCAAGCUAAAAAAGUUAGAGGAAAAGUUGGGGAUAACGCUAUGUAUUUGGCACACAGAUAUAAUAUAGAAAUUGAAGGAGCCUGUGAAGCUUCUUUAGCUUGUUGUACUUGCCAUGUUUAUGUUGAUGACAAAUUUUAUGAUAAAUUGCCUGCUCCGGUUGAAGACGAGGAAGACAUGUUAGAUAUGGCCCCAUUAUUAAAACCAAAUUCAAGGCUUUCUUGUCAAAUAAUUUUAAAUAAAGAAUUGGAAGGAAUUAUUUUAACAUUGCCAAAAAUUACAAGAAAUUUUUAUGUUGAUGGACAUGUGCCUGAACCUCAUUAA